CAAAAGUGUUAAAUAUAUUGGUGUUAGUAGACCUUGUGCAAAAGCAGAGUUAAUUUUACUCUAAGUAGAGUCACUUUCUUUUAAUGUAACUCUGAGGUGUAAAACAUUAGUAGUUAAAAUCGAGUGUUAAAAAUGAGUGUUUCUAUAUUAAAUCUGGAGGUGUCGAAAUGGAAACGUUAACUCUUGACCUCUUAACUCUGAACUCCUAAAGGGGCUAUGACACUAAUAGAGUAAAUUCAUAGACUCCGCCCCCAGCAUCACAGGUUCCGAAUGAAGCUGAAGGGAAGCCAUUUCAGAACAUUUAGCUCUCCAUUUUUCCGAGUUGUUUGCCACGCCUGGAUAUGCUUGCAAAGGUGGAAUAUGGGGGAGUGCAGAAGUAUGUCAAAGUUCCAGAAAGUGAUGAAUGCUUUCAUUUCCACCAGUUUCUUAAAGAUGUUAUGGACAAGUUCAGCUUGCAGCCUCAAUUCUUCACAGAAGGUGUACUCAUCCUCACUGAUACCUCUGACACUGAAGUUGACGCAGACAUUUUUGAUGAGCUGGUAAAGUCUGGAGUUCGAGCUUUCAAAGUUGGAUAUAGAAUGCAGACAGCAACAGGUACAGUAGAUCCAUAAUAAUUUAGAGGAGUACAUUUCUUCAUGAUCUUCAAAGUUUACAUGAAUAUUAGCCAGAUUUAACAACCUUUCAGAUUCCAAUUUUCUUCUUUGAAAAACUGUAAAAUGCUUUUACAUGUUGAGAGCAUAUUACAUGCUGUUAUCAGAUAUAAUUUAUGUGGUUGAACAUUAUUGCAGUUGUUGUGACUUCUCAUAUGCAUUUUGCACAUUUUUUUCAGUGCCUUUUAUGUGCCUUUUUUUUCCCUUUAAGACAUUGAGAUCAGUGUGGUUGACGAUGAAUCAGAGUCAUCGGUACAGCCAAUCCCUCUUGCCCUCCUGACAUCACCAGUUUCAUUGUCAGACCAUCCAUCGUCCCCAGCUUCUACCAGUUCAUCAGAUUCAACUAUGAUCCUCAAAGUACAAAGAACAGGAAGAAGGGCCUACAAGAGCUUGAUCGCGAUGAAGCGAAGCAGAAGGUGUGUAGUGUCCUGAGCUCAAACCCAAAGGGUGAAGAAAUUUUCAAUGAAUACGACAAAACUAAAACACUGUCAGAUCCAACUCGUCGACAAAUGGUCAACAUACUGGUUGCAGAUAUGAUAGAAUCACACGGGAGGAUUCCACCCAUAAGUGUUCGGACUAACUAUACACUGGGGAUUGCAACACUUUUUCCAUAUCUCCAAGAUCCUUACUCAAAAAAUGGCUAUGAACAUUACUAUGAUCCGGAGGCUAAUACUGGCUAUCUUGCUUGGAGACUCAAGACUGUCCAACGCAAUACCUAUGAUGGUGCUAGUGGGUGUCCCAGGCCAAACUUCCAGCACAGUUCAACAACCCGAAGAGAAUCUUUGUUUGUUAGUGGACAGCUUUUUGGUGAGGAGUGCAGAGAGGCUCUGUCUGUUAUUAGACACUCAACAGAUAGGUCUGUGGUUAAAGAGAAGAUGAAAGCUACUUUUGAAUAUAGACAGAAGCUGGUACAUGACCCAGAUGCAACAUCAUCAAUCUUGGCUGUCUUCCCUCGUUUCCUUGAUACACCGGGGUUGAUUGAUCAGGAUUUUGCAAUGAUGCUUGGAGAUGAGGCCUCUGGAAGAUUUCUUACAAAGUGGUCUUCGUAUUUCAAGCAAAAAAUCAUCGCAGAAUGCCAAAGUCUUCCAUCAAGUCCUUGUGUUGAGGAGUUACGAGCAUCUUUUGAUACGGAGGCUUCAAAUGACUGGGGCUGGGAUAGUGACAUGGCAGCUCUUCUGUUGUUGCUGCAUCUCCUGCCCCCAACAUCAAAAGGCCACAAAAAAACAGCAAGAAUUAGCUCUGCACAGGCAGCCAAUCAUCUUGUGAGAUUCAUCAAGGAAGGAGUCAGCCUCACUACUUUCCUGGAGAAAGCUAACACCAGGCAGCCCUUCCUUCUCUGCAUUGGUGAACAAAAGAAGAACAUUCAGAGGUUCUUCAUCGUUGUAGACCAGAAAGCUAUCCCAUGUGAUGCUCCAACUUCAGUGGCUGCUUUUGAUGGGCUUUUCAAAGCACACUUUGUCUUCAGCCUCUCAUAUGAUGAAGCUCUUUCCAGUUUCUACACCUUCAUUCAAACCACAAUCUACAACAUUGAUGUUGGAAACACAAAAGAAAGCCCUCGAGUCAAGGAACUGAGAGCACGUCUGCUGCGAGACCGUUAAAUGCCCGCAAGGUCCACACGCUUUUAGGAGGAUUUAAAAAAAAAAAAAUGUUUGACAAUGUUCAAAUGCUUUGUUUGUAAAAUGCACCACAAAAAUUGUUCAGCUCUUUGUCAACAUUUAAAGUUUCAUCAUGGUUUAUAUCCAAACAAAAAUCUGCGUUUAAAAUGUGGAGAGCAGGGAUGUCUUUCAUCUUUUUGUACUUACAAUGGCUUUAGAAAACAUCUUCAUAAUGUACAUAGUCAUUAUCACGAUAAACAUGUAGGGAUGGAACAGGAAGUUGCCCAACAAACACAUUCUCUAGGAGACUCUUUUAGUGAUCAACCAUCUACUUCUGCAUCUGUAUCACAGGUUCCCACUGUUAUUUCACAGGACUCGCUUGUUGGAAUGUGUGGAUCUAUUGUCGCUCACUUACAAGCUUCUGGUCUUACUGAGAGUGCUGUUCAAACAAUAAUUAGUUCUGUUGAGGAAGUUGUCAGUGAUGUUCAGAGUCAAGCAAGAGAAGUAGUACUCCAAACAUUUUCCCCUGAUAGUAAGGAAUCAGACAUUUACACAAGAGUUGAGCACAAUUUAAACCAAUUAGAUAACCCCUUUUCAAAAUUUAACACUGAGAAAAAAAGACAGAAAUAUUACGAUGAAAAAUGGGAAAUAGUUGAGCCUAAAGAAUUUGUACUUGGUGUAAGAUUGGAUACACGUAGACAUAGAACUACAGGGGUUUAUAGCGAAACACCUGUCAGAGACAAAUACAUGUAUGUGCCCAUUUUAGGUACGAUACAUUCAAUUUUCAAGAAUAAAGACAUUAGAGAAUGCUUCUUGCAUGAGAAACAAACACAAGCUGGGUUAUACAAAGACAUUAAUGAUGGAUUAUAUUUCCAAAACCAUCCUCUGUUUUCACAACAGAAAUAUGCUCUACAGAUUUUACUGUAUUACGAUGAUUUUGAAACUGCUAACCCAUUAGGUUCGAAGAAAGGGAUCCACAAACUGGGCUGUAUUUAUUUCACUAUAAAAAAACCUCCCACCAAAGGUUAACUCUGUGCUGAUGAAUGUACAUCUAGCUGCUCUUUUCUACACAGAAGACUUAAAGAAAUAUGGUUUUGAAGAAAUACUAAAGCCUUUGAUUGAUGACUUGAAAAUUUUAGAAACUAAAGGAAUCCUGCUUCCCUUUACUGAAGAGCCAGUGUUUGGUUCUGUUGUUCAAGUUACAGGAGACAAUCUUGCUUUAAAUGGCUUACUAGGUUUUGUUGAAUCAUUUGGUGCAACAAACUGGUGUAGGUUUUGUUUAGUAAACAAGGAAGGAAUUCGGUCUGUGUUUAAUGAAGACAGUUCGGACAUUGUUCUGCGCUCCAGAGAACUUCAUAUUGAACACUGUAAUGCAUUAAGUGAAGACCCUGCUCUCACUUCCAUUUAUGGAGUUAAAAGAUCUUGUGUGCUCAAUUCAUUGGAAUAGUUUCACAGCACUGACAAUUAUGCAGUUGAUAUAAUGCACGAUUUAUUGGAAGGAGUUGUGCAGUAUGAGCUCAAACUUUUUUUCAAUACAUGAUCAAAAAUGGCUACAUCUCCAUUAGCACAUUACUUGACAGGAUACAGACGUUUAAUUAUGGUUUUGUAGAGCGUAAAAAUAAACCAAGUGGGUUAAAAAUAGACGAUAACAGCAAACACUUAGGUUUAAAUGCCAUUCAGUCAUUAUGUAUCCUACGCAAUACUCCACUAAUUUUUGGAGACAUAGUUGAGCGGGACAAUAGUCACUGGAAUUUUGUUCUCCUGUUGUUGCAAAUUGUUGAUAUUGUGUUGUCCCCAGUCCUUACUGAUGGCAUGAUAUGUUACUUGAAACAUCUGAUCUGUGAUCACCAUAACAUGUUUAAAAACUUGUUCCCUGGUAGAAAAUUAAUUCCUAAACACCACCUAAUGAUUCACUAUCCAAGGUGUAUUAAGAAAAUUGGCCCUCUUAUCCACAUAUGGUGUAUGCGUUUCGAAGCAAAACACAAUUUUUUUUUAAAAGGGCUGUCAAAAAUUUUAAAAACCUUACAAAAUCUCUAGUAAAGCAACAUCAGCGUCAAUUGGCCUUUUACUAUGAAAACUAUUGUUUUAAAAGAUUUCAGUUCGGUCCUUUAAAAUUAAAAAGAGUUGAUAGCAUGGAAGGUGGACAUUUGUUGUGCGAGUCAUUAAAUGUAGAUUCAUGUGUAAAUGUUUCAACUACAAAUUGGGUUAGAAAUUAUGGCACUGAAUACCAGGUUGGUUUGUUUUUAUGCACUGGAAUGUCCAGUGAUCUACCAGUGUUUAAGAAAAUUUGCUAUAUCAUAAUACAUGAACAACAUGCAUUCAUAAUAGGCUGUACUGUCAACACCUUGUACUUUGAUGAACACUUUCAUGCAUACUGCAUUGAAGAAAAAAGUAAUGAGCAUGUUGUUAUUUCAAUUGACCAGCUCAACUAUGUUAGACCCUUUGACAAGCAAUAUUCAAAUGAAAAUGAGAAGAUAUACAUUAUUCCAUAUUGUUACAUGUUUUAAAAAAUGUUUUGAAAAUGUGGUGCAUAUAAAAAUAAAUCUUUUUCAGAAGAACAUUGGCUCUUUUUAAUAU
Molecule: messenger RNA, 4822 nt
Organism: Haplochromis burtoni (Burton's mouthbrooder)
Lineage: Eukaryota; Metazoa; Chordata; Actinopteri; Cichliformes; Cichlidae
Exons: 9
Coding region: 1160-2248 (362 amino acids)
Source: RefSeq, a predicted model, not a curated record